UUCUUUAACUAUGAAUUUUGCUCCAGAGUUAAUAAACCAUUCUCAAAAAGUCUGUGCACUGUACAAAACGGCACUGAGAAUGAUAGAGUCCUAUUAUUAUCCUAGAUAUGUCGUACGUUAUCACCAAAUUCUUAUGAGAAAGCGAUUUGAUGAUAAUAAAUGCGUUUGCGAUCCUAAGGAGCAACGUCGUCUUUUAUGGGUAGGGGAGCAUGAAGCUUUCAUGAAGAAAAACCCUAUAUUUCUUGGACGUUUUUCAAAAUCAUUUGGACGUGCAGGAGGUGUAGCUUUUGAACGAGUAGUUGAACCACCGGACUGGGUUAUGGAUUAUUGGCAUCCAUUAGAAAAAGCUCAGUAUCCAGAAUAUUUUGCUAAGCGGGAGUGCCGGAAAAACGAGUUCAUCAAAAAAUGGGAAGCUGGUAUUUUGUAA
Messenger RNA from Papilio machaon (common yellow swallowtail), 427 nucleotides. RefSeq names its product NADH dehydrogenase [ubiquinone] 1 beta subcomplex subunit 9. Lineage: Eukaryota; Metazoa; Arthropoda; Insecta; Lepidoptera; Papilionidae. The transcript is spliced from 3 exons. The record is from RefSeq and is a predicted model, not a curated record. Gene Ontology annotation, biological process: mitochondrial electron transport, NADH to ubiquinone. The coding region runs from base 11 to 427 and encodes 138 amino acids.